Messenger RNA from Cajanus cajan (pigeon pea), 1639 nucleotides. Lineage: Eukaryota; Viridiplantae; Streptophyta; Magnoliopsida; Fabales; Fabaceae. The record is from RefSeq and is a predicted model, not a curated record.
AACUAAUCAUGAUAGUGUUACUUGUGUUGUGUUGGCUGAGCUUUAGUCUCUCUCAAUCUAUUUCCUUUAGGUUCUUAUACACUAGUUGUGGAUUUCUUAAUAGAAUGGUUCAGUUAUUGUUCUUGUUUCAUUUUUAUUAUUAAUUUGACUUUGGUUUUAGGCAUGGCGGCGACAUCCCAAGAAACAUAUAAAAUAUGAAAAGUUUCGGAUAAGACAUGCCUUGCAUUGGGACAAGGUAUGGAGUAUUAGAACUUGUAAUUUCUGAUGAUUUUUAGCCUUUUGAAAAUUUGGAGCAGCAGGAACACAUGGAGGAGGUGGUCCAGCAGCAACACUUGGGGGAAGAGGUGAAAAACUUGAGUGUUCAAUGUAAGCUUUUGGUAUCAGACUUCAACAUGACUAUUGGAAACCUGGAAAUAGGGCUAGCUACGAGGAUGAAAUGUGCCGCUCAUGAUGGUCACCUCGACGUUGUUAAACGUUUGAUUGGAUUUGGGGUAGAUCCUAAUAAGCCUGAUUAUGAUGGCAGAACACCUUUGCAUGUCUCAGCAUCAAAAGGAUAUGUAGAUAUUUCUUCCUUUCUUGUUGAACAAGGAGUAAAUAUCAAUUCCACAGAUAAAUUUGGAGCCACUCCCUUGCUUGAAGCCAUCAAGUAUGGACAUGAAGAACUAGCAUCUUUACUUGUUAAUUCGGGAGCGAUCCUUACUAUUGAUGAUGUUGGUAACUUUCUCUGCAUGACUGUUGCAAAGAAGGACUUGGACCUUUUAAAAAGGGUUUUGUCUUGUGGAAUCAAUCCAAAUGCCAAAAAUUACGAUCACCGUACACCUCUUCACAUAGCUGCCUCUCAAGGUUUGAUUACAAUGGCUGAAUUACUACUACAAGCAGGAGCAAGUGUUUUAUCUAAGGACACGUAUGGACCAAAUAUUGAAUGGGGAAAUACACCUCUUCUUGAAGCUCAUACCGGUGGAAAUAGAAAUAUGAUCAAAAUGCUCGAAUUAAGUUGCUAAAGUUUCUCAGUUGGCUGAGUUGUCCAGUAGUAUUCAUGAAACUCAAGCAACACCAAUGUUGCAGUCAAGAAAUGAAAUUCCCAGAAAGAGGUGUAUAGUAUUUCCUUUCAACCCAUGGGAUCAGAAAGAGGAAAGAAAAGAGGGAGUGGUCCUAUGGGUUCCACAAAGCAUUGAAGAGCUUAUAAAGGAAGCGUUGAAACAUUUGGACAUUCCAAAUGGUUCCUGUAUUUUAUCAGAACAAGGUGGCAAAAUUCUUUAUGUGGACAUGAUUUACAAUGAUGAGAAGCUAUUUCUGGUGAAUGAAGCACAGAAUGGGGUGAAAAAUUCUGGUUAUCCCAGUGUCCAGACACAGAAGUAGGAUCAAAAAUUGUAAACGCAGUUACGACUAGCUGGUUAAAAUACCUUUCCUCAGCCCACAAAUUUUUCUAUUCCAGAUCAGAAAGUGUAGAAAAUAGAUCCAGAAACUAUGUUCAAUCAAUUUGCAUUGUAUGUCUGCAGUUGUUGUUAGUACAAACGAAUUAUUUAGCGAAAAAUGUAUCUCUCACCACUGCGAAAGGCUUAUAUGUUUCAUUCUUAAAUUAAUAAUUUAUUUUUCCAGGGAAAUGUUUUAAUGAAAAGGAAAAAAGAGGAUCUUAACG